GGAUGAACUCGGACAACGAAAUAUAAUGAACAAAAAAUAUUUGGGGACAAAGUUAGGCCUAUUAUAUCAUGAGAGUUACUCGCCUUGGCCCAACAGCAAAUCCUGGUCAAGAGACAGGACAGUACUUGACACUUGUACUAACUCCACGUGUCACUUCCCCGAAUUUCGACAACUCGCCACGUACUUGUAUGAUGAAGACCAGAGAAUGAAACAGAAACUGAAAGCGCCUGAAUAAAAGCGCAAACGCAUGGAUCGCCGUUCAUCCGCAAAGCCAGUAAUUAAUUAAUUGCUGAAAGAAUUUAUUAAGAAAUAAAAAUGGCGACGACGGGGUCGAAGAUGAACACAGUAUUUGCUUACACGGUGGUGUACGUGAAGGACGUUGCUAAAUCCACAGCCUUCUACUCCAAAGCCUUCGGCUACAACAUUCGUCGUAUAGACGACUCCAACAGAUGGGGGGAGUUAGAAAGUGGGCAAACGACGAUAGCGUUCACGCCGGUGCACCAGCACGAGACGGAUGAUCUGACGGGUGCAGUUAAAACCCCAAGCUCUGGCCGUGAGAGGCAGCCGGUUGAGGUUUGCUUUGCCUACCCUGACGUUGAUGCUGCCUACAAAAGGGCGCUAGAGAAUGGGGCGGUGGCGGUGAGUGAGCCAGAAGAGAAGGAGUGGGGACAGAAAGUGGGGUAUGUACGAGAUCCUGAUGGGAUCGUGGUCAGGUUGGGAAGCUACGUCAACCCACCAACAGCAAAGUAGGAUUCACAAUCUUAAUCUUUCCUUCCUGCGGCCGCUGCUGCAAAUUAAUAAGGACACAGCUAGCUAGUUCCAUGGGUGCCCAUGAAUGAAGAAUAAAUGAGCUAGAAAUAGUAUUUUCCCAGAUUUGAGUACAAAUUUGAGAUAAAUAUGAGUAAAAGGUUAAUUUACUUCCUACUUCUAGCUACU
Molecule: messenger RNA, 936 nt
Organism: Prunus mume (Japanese apricot)
Lineage: Eukaryota; Viridiplantae; Streptophyta; Magnoliopsida; Rosales; Rosaceae
Gene: DSI-1VOC
Product: dessication-induced 1VOC superfamily protein
Source: RefSeq, a predicted model, not a curated record